This is a messenger RNA of Heterocephalus glaber (naked mole-rat), 992 nucleotides long. RefSeq names its product interferon-induced transmembrane protein 3. NCBI's taxonomy places the organism in Eukaryota, Metazoa, Chordata, Mammalia, Rodentia, Bathyergidae. The record is from RefSeq and is a predicted model, not a curated record. Gene Ontology annotation, biological process: negative regulation of viral genome replication; host-mediated suppression of symbiont invasion; defense response to virus. Gene Ontology annotation, cellular component: plasma membrane.
GUCCCAGACUAACCUGCUGGCAUUAGGAAUAAAACUGUACACUUUGCCUCUGAGACUCCUGGGUGCAUCUUCCAUUCUCCUGGACUACCUGUGUUGAGCUGUAGAUACUAGAACUUUAUACACUGGCUGGCACUUUGCUGCUACAUUUUGGGGGCUUGUCCGGGAUGAAUCGACAGCGCUGAUCACUUGAUCAUUGGUAGAAGCCCUUGUGGAGAGGGCAGGGGUCCUGCCCAGUCCCUUGAAGAGAUGUUGCGCCCACAGAGUCCUUUCUCCGAGUCUCUCCAGAGGACCAGCAGCUCUCCAAACUCAACAGAAGUAAGGACGCUUUGUACGGUUUGCUUGUCGGAGGAGGAAAAGGAAACUCAGGAGAAAUCAAAACUGCAGCGGAGACCUGGACACAGAAGAGCCCAGUAUCCAGACCCAGGCCUAUCCCACAUCAGCACCAUGAGCCACACGGGCCCGGCCUUCUUCUCCCACGCCAACGUCGGCCUCCCCCCAAACUAUGAAAAGAUCCAGGAGGAGCACGAGGUGGCCGUGCUCGGGGGCACCCAUGGCCCUGUUCCCGCAGCCUCCACCGUGAUCAACAUCCGCAGUGACAUCGCUGUACCCGACCACGUGGUCUGGUCCCUCUUCAACACGAUCUUCAUGAACACAUGCUGCCUGGGCUUCAUAGCCUUCGCCUACUCCAUAAAGUCCAGGGACAGGAAGAUGGUGGGCGACGUGAUCGGGGCCCAGAGCUACGCCUCCACUGCCAAGUGCCUGAACAUCAGCGCCCUGGUCUUAAGCAUCACUCUGACCAUCACCGUCAUCAUUGUGUUUGCCUUCACCUCCGUGCAUUUGUUCAAGAUGAUGACAUGAUUCUCAGAGCCACUAGUCCCGAGGCUUCCUUCCCUCCACAGCCAGCUCUGACCCUGGGCUGGGCUCUGCCCUGCACCUCACACCUUCAGCAGCUGUCCACAAUUGAGCCCAAUAAAGUGUGUGUUUCCACAGUG